AUGCCAAGCACAAUCACAGGCUCAUCCAAGUCCACAUUUCACCCAGAUCUUGGUGCUGGUGAGCAGCUCAAACUUGAUUUUCUUCUUGACCCCUCACAUCGUGUGAAUAGGAUGCAAACCGGGGUAAAUGGAGCACAAGAUACACCAGGAUAUCAGCACCUUCCUACGAAACAUGAUUGGAACGUCGGCUUGCUUCCGCCCCCUCGGAACCAUGCGAUCGUCAAUAGCGGACCGCACCAACACCAACAGCAUCGCAUAGAGUACGCACCGCGGAAUGUAUUCCAGCCGGUUGAGUCGUCUUGGGUUGGCAACUCGGCCCCUAUCAAGAACGGCCCGUCGACCUGUCCUCUAGAUAGCCUACUUCUUGAGUUCCUACAAGAGAGACGUCAACGGGCCGCAGAGGGCGUUCCUACGCGGGACAUAAUCGGUCCGAGAUAUCCCUCCGUCUCAUCGCUACUCAACCCAGCCAACAGCGUAUUCUCUCAUCCACUCUCCAAGGUCUUUACAGACAUAUUAGCGGCCUUUCCAGGGAUGAGCGGGCUUCCGGAGCGCGUAGCUGUGCUCUACUAUAUGUUUCUCGUCAUGCGGUGGCAAGUUAGCCCUACGCAAGAGAACUAUGACCUCUUACCCCCUUUUGCGCUCCCCACACCAGCACAGCUACAAAUUGCCCAUCCGGCGUGGAUAGACCACCUUCCCUUCCCACACAUGCGAGAGAAGCUCGCAAAGGAGUAUAAUCCUGUUGAGUUUCUAUUUGAUAACUUCUUCAUCCCAUUCACAACUACCAUCUCCCUCAACUGGCCGUAUGAGGCCACAGACACGCUACUCCAGAGCCCGGAUGGGAACGAAUUAUUGAUCAACCCUGUGUUCGAACGUCACCUGAGAAGAUUCGAGAACUGGACGCUGGGCGAAUCUUUCGAUAAGGCGUUUCCUCGUCUCAGGGGUACGUAUAAUCUCAAAAGAUGUACUAGCGCCCCGGGGGAUAUGGCGGAUGGCCAGUUUAGCGGUGGUUAA
Molecule: messenger RNA, 1011 nt
Organism: Daldinia childiae
Lineage: Eukaryota; Fungi; Ascomycota; Sordariomycetes; Xylariales; Hypoxylaceae
Product: BZIP transcription factor
Exons: 2
Coding region: 1-1011 (336 amino acids)
Source: RefSeq, a predicted model, not a curated record